CCAACACCCCGUCGCACAACCACACCAUUCGGCAAUCUCGACUUCUUCGACUGCGGCUGCCAAUGCGGAUGUACUCCACGGCAUCGCCAUAUCCUCGUCCGCUCGCUCUCCGCGCUCCAUUGAAUGCGCCGCACCCACUCGCCCUGCCACUCCGCAAAACCCGGCAAUGAACCCUCCACCCUCCUCCUCUUCCGCACUUCCCACUGCUGCACUGACUUCCGACCACGUCAAUUAUCUCAUUUUCCGGUACCUGCAAGAGGCCGGCCACGAGAACACUGCGACAGCCUUCUACCGCGACUGGCAUCGCAGCCAUGAAUUCCGCGACCCGGAAGACUACCCCUUCGCUCCUGUUGUGCGCCGCAAUGAACUGGUGCGCGUCAUUCAGAGUGGUUUGCGUCACGACGAGCUGGAGGCGCGGGUGAGGAAGGACGAAAGGAGAUACCGCUUCACUGGCCUCCCCCCCGGUGACGGGCAGCAGCAGCAGCAGCAGCAGCAGCAACAAACUUUGGAAAAUGGAGUUGGCCCUGCCUCCUCCGGUCCUGCAUCUAGGCCUGGGAGCAGCGCAAAGGACAAGUACCGACCUUCCGUGCGACGCGCUCAGCACGACUUUCCCACUCCUGCGCCAAAACGACAGCGGAGGAGCGAGGGCAGCGAAGGUGUGCAUCUCAACGGCGAUGCGAUGGACGUCGAUGCCCGCUCUCCGUCCGCUGCAGAGCCUGACGAUGACGUGGAAGCUGCCUCGCCUGCUGUCGGAUCCGAGCCCGAAAUGACCGAUAUUCCGGAGCGUUACGACUCCAUGGACAUUGGGGUGCAGACGGACACGAAGUCUGGCCCCAAGACUAGCACGAUGUAUUGGAAGAUUGACAAGCCAGGAGCGAUGAUCUAUCACAGCGCUUUUGCGCCUACUUCGACAUCGGGUAGCAACAGCACGCUCAUGACCGUUGGCGAGUCGCUUUGUCGCUUCUACCAGCUCCCGGCAAACCCAACGGACACGACACAAAUCCUAAACGUCGACGAGUCUACGCUGUCUCCAAAUUCCGUUGUGACGGCUUCUGCGUGGCAUCCUAACGGCUACAUUGCGGCCUUUGCCGCGGACACGCUCCGCGAAUUCCCCGAUGAUUCUCAAAUCCCACGGCAACACAUCUUUUGUCACGAUUCCCGAAAUGGCGCCAGCUUCCACUACACCAUUCCCCCACUGCUGGAGCCACAGGGCAUCGUUCUGGCUCUGCGGUUUAACCCUCGCGGUGACAAGCUGCUUGUAUUACGUACCAACCUGAAACGCGGCUCGAUACUGCUGUAUGACACGCAAGAAAUGAAGCCAGAAAAUGCGCAUCCAAUCGCGUGGUCUUGCUAUGAACAUCAAAUCCUCGAUGCUGCUUGGCUGAGUGAGCUCAGUUACGUGUUGGCUGGCGAGAACGGCUUCUCCCGAUACGAAACGGUCGCGCUACCGGGUGUUCUAGUAAUGAGCGAUGACGCCACAGCCCAGAGAUCCUACCGGAUUGAUCGAAGCGACUCUUGGUUGCAUGAGAGAGCGACAGACGAUACCUGCACCUACGACAAGGUCCGCGCGAGCUCCAAUCAGACCGUGGUCGCACUUGCUUCGAGCGACGACCGUAGACUCGUGAUAGGCAAAAGGCCUUCAUCGGUGCCAUACGACGUGGCAUUGACCGCAACAAUAGGCCUGCAAGAUCACCUAACGGCAAUGGCCUUCCAGCCGUCGCUGUCAGAUUCUAGCGCAAGCAAUACUGCAAUUCUGGCCGUCACAUUCGAAUCCGGAUCAUGUGGCGUCUACUUGUGUACUUCAGCCGGAGAAGACGAGGUGAAUGGGACUAGCGGCGAAAUCAAUAAGCUGCUGGUCCUGUAUCUGAAGUCCGGCCCCGCUCUGGCUCUAGCAUGGUCUCCUAACGGCGCUUUUCUCGCAGUUGCCGGUCCAGACCUCGUACAGGUGUGGGACACGUCAGCCUUGUUGAAAGCACAGGACAUGCCGAUGUUGAAGAAACACGGUUCCCUCGGGGCCUUGGUGACCUGGCGACCAAAUCACGCGGCGGCCGGGCCUAGGAAUGGCGAACCUCGAGCCAUGUCCGAGCCGAGUCUAAGCUGGAGCGCUGAUGGGGAGAGUCUGGCGUUUGCCAUUGACAAAGAUGUGGCAAUCAUUACAUUCCGACCUCCUCUGAACAAUCGCGGGGAGAAAAGACAGAUCAAUGGGCAUCUCAGCCCAUGACAUUAUCGGAAUCAAUUGUUGUUGUAGAUAGCUCCUUGGAUACCCUUUUGCGCUGCUUCGGCGGAUUUGUAGAUACCUAGCCUUCAUCUCGUGCAAACAUACUCGAUUGUUCCAUUGACGUGCUCCGCUCCCUC
Molecule: messenger RNA, 2355 nt
Organism: Neohortaea acidophila
Lineage: Eukaryota; Fungi; Ascomycota; Dothideomycetes; Mycosphaerellales; Teratosphaeriaceae
Exons: 2
Coding region: 167-2221 (684 amino acids)
Biological process (GO): regulation of transcription by RNA polymerase II
Cellular component (GO): Set3 complex
Molecular function (GO): transcription corepressor activity; protein binding
Source: RefSeq, a predicted model, not a curated record